Molecule: messenger RNA, 1349 nt
Organism: Cherax quadricarinatus
Lineage: Eukaryota; Metazoa; Arthropoda; Malacostraca; Decapoda; Parastacidae
Source: RefSeq, a predicted model, not a curated record
UCACUUGGGCAUUUUUUGAAGGCCUAUAAUUUUUGUUGCCUUUUUUUUUUAGCAUCCAUUAGCUUAUUCUUAACCUGACUAUUUGGGGUUUAAAUUUGCAAUAUUCCACUUGUCGCAUUAUCUAAAUGCAUUCUGAGAACGUUGUAUUUAUUAUCUUGCCCAUUUCUUCAAAAUUACUUAUUUUGUCUUUAUCAUUAUUUCUUUUAACAUUUUUUUUCUUAUAAUCUUGAAAAAAAAAAAGUUGGUUCCGUCUUUGCCUUCUGGCGUUUUUCACCUGAUGUACAUUGUGCGUCUUUUGGUCACUAUUUAAUAAAUAUAUAAAACAAACAUGAGUGUUCACACAGAACAGAAACUAAAUCAAGAGUGUAUUAAAAAAUUUCCUGAAGAAUCACAACGAGUUUCUCUCUUGAAAGCUCAGACAGAAGAGAGACCUUAUCAGUGCUCAGAGUGUCUAAAAACCUUUGCAAAAAAGAAAAAUCUAAUGAAACAUCUGAGAGUUCAUAUAGGAGAUAGACCUCAUCAAUGUAUAGUGUGUCAAAAAAGCUUUUCAAGAAAAUCGAAUCUAAUCACUCACUUGAGAGUUCAUACAGGAGAGAGGCCUUAUCAUUGUUCAGAGUGUUUAAAGACCUUUUCCAGCAAGUCACAACUUAAUAGUCAUUUAAGAGUUCAUACAAGUGAAACCGUAUCAGUGUUCAGAGUGUCUAAGGACGUUUUUAAGCAAAUCUCGACUAAUAACCCACUUCAGGGAACAUACAGGAGUGGAACCUUAUCAGUGUUCGGAGUGUCUAAAGACCUUUUCAAAAAAAUCAAAUCUAAUGCACAUGAGAGUUCGUAUUAGAAAGAAGCCAUUUCAUUGUUCCGAAUGUCUAAAAGUCUUUUCAGAAAAAUCAAAUCUAAUACAACACCUGAGAGUUCAUACAGGAGAAAAACCAUAUCAGUGUUUGCAAUGUCUAAAGGCAUUUAAAAAGAAAUCCGAUCUAACAGUUCAUAUGAGAAUUCACACUGGUGAAAAACCAUAUGAGUGUUCGAAGUGUCUAAUGGCUUUUUCAAACAACCCACAACUAACAAAACACAAGAGAGUUCAUACAGGAGAGAAACCAUAUCAGUGUUCAGAGUGUCUAAAGGUUUUGUCAGACAGAUCAAGCCUAACACAGCACAUGAGGGUUCAUACAGGAGAGAGACCUCACCAGUGCUCAGAGUGUCUGAAGGCCUUUUCAAUAAAAAAAGAUCUAAUAAGGCACCUGAGAGUUCAUACAGGAGAAAAACCAUAUCAGUGUUCAGAGUGUCAUAAAAGCUUUUUGAGUAAAUCACAUCUAAUCCGCCACUUGAGAGUUCAUACAGGAGAGAAA